CUCAGCACUGGGAGUUUCGAUCCCAAAGAAGCUCGGGGAAAUUUUGGUCGAGAGCGUUAUUGACCUCCGACCAGCUGGGACAUUCAGGGCCACGAUCGCAUCUUUCUCCUGUUCCUUGUCCUCUGCCUCACAUACCCCACUCUUCUCCGCCGUUCCUCCCUGAACUAAUCUCUUCAAAAUGGCCUUCGCCGGCCAAGCACCCACGAUCAUCGUGCUCAAGGAGGGCACCGAUACCUCCCAGGGCAAGGGCCAGAUCAUCUCCAACAUCAAUGCCUGUGUUGCCGUGCAAUCCACGAUCAAGAGCACCCUCGGUCCCUAUGGAGGGGACCUGUUGCUGGUGGACGGCAACGGCAAGCAGACCAUCACCAACGAUGGAGCCACAGUGAUGAAGCUUCUGGACAUCGUUCACCCCGCCGCCCGCAUUCUCACGGAUAUUGCCCGCUCCCAAGAUGCCGAAGUGGGUGAUGGAACAACGUCGGUCGUUGUCCUCGCAGGUGAGAUAUUGAAGGAAGUCCGCGAACUUGUCGAGCAGGGUGUCAGUGCACAGACGAUCGUUAAGGGUCUGCGGAGGGGUAGUGCGAUGGCCGUCAACAAGAUCAAGGAGAUCGCCAUCGACAUGAUUGACGCUGCGGGAAGCGUGGAAAAGAAGAUCGAGACGCUCCGCCGACUGGCCGGAACGGCGAUGAACAGCAAGCUUAUCAAGCGGAACUCGGACUUCUUCACCAAGAUGGUGGUGGACGCCGUGCUGUCGCUCGACCAAGAUGACCUGAACGAGAAGCUGAUCGGUGUGAAGCGCGUGACUGGUGGUGGUCUGCAGGAUUCCCUUUUCGUGAACGGUGUCGCUUUCAAGAAGACCUUCUCCUAUGCCGGUUUCGAACAACAGCCUAAGUAUUUCAAGGACCCGAAGAUCGUCUGCCUGAACGUCGAGCUGGAGUUGAAGAGCGAGAAGGACAACGCCGAGGUGCGCGUCGAGCAUGUGUCGGAGUACCAGGCUAUCGUCGAUGCCGAGUGGCAGAUCAUUUACAACAAGCUUGAGGCUAUCUACAAGACCGGCGCCAAGGUUGUUCUCAGCAAGCUGCCCAUUGGUGAUUUGGCUACGCAAUACUUUGCGGAUCGGGACAUCUUCUGCGCUGGUCGUGUUGCGACCGAUGAUAUGGACCGGGUUUGCCAAGCGACCGGAGCGGCUACGCAGUCGACCUGCAGCGACAUCCAGGAACGUCACCUGGGUACUUGCGGUACGUUCGAGGAGCGCCAGAUCGGUGGUGAGCGUUUCAACCUCUUCUCCGAGUGCCCCGCCGCCAAGACCUGCACACUGGUGCUGCGUGGUGGAGCGGAGCAGUUCAUCGCCGAAGUUGAGCGCAGUCUGCACGACGCUAUCAUGAUCGUUAAGCGCGCUCUCCGCCACACGACCAUUGUCGCGGGUGGUGGUGCUACCGAGAUGGAGCUGUCGAGCUUCAUGCACGGCUUCGCGGACCGCAACGUGCCCCACAAGCAGCAGGCGGUUGUCAAGGCGUUCGCCAAGGCGCUCGAGGUGAUCCCUCGCCAGCUGUGCGAUAACGCCGGCUUUGAUGCGACGGACAUUCUGAACCGGCUGCGCGUGGAGCACCGCAAGGGCAACACCUGGGCGGGUGUGGACUUUGAUCACGAGGGCGUCCGGGACAACAUGGCCGCGUUUGUGUGGGAGCCCAGCUUGGUCAAGGUGAACGCCAUCCAGGCGGCUGUGGAGGCCGCAUGCUUGAUCUUGAGCGUGGACGAGACUAUUAGUGAGUACCCCGCGACCUAGUUGAACCCCUAAAGCCCAUAGUGUUCGUUAGACUGACCGACGGAUCCUUUCUUUUCCUACACAGAGAACGAAGAGUCGGCCCAAGCUCAGGCACCAACACGGGGCCUGCCG
Aspergillus ibericus CBS 121593 is the source of this 1894-nucleotide messenger RNA. Its product is annotated as chaperonin-containing T-complex subunit CCT7. The record is from RefSeq and is a predicted model, not a curated record. NCBI's taxonomy places the organism in Eukaryota, Fungi, Ascomycota, Eurotiomycetes, Eurotiales, Aspergillaceae. The transcript is spliced from 5 exons. Gene Ontology annotation, molecular function: ATP-dependent protein folding chaperone; ATP hydrolysis activity; ATP binding. The coding region runs from base 179 to 1783 and encodes 534 amino acids. Gene Ontology annotation, biological process: protein folding. Gene Ontology annotation, cellular component: chaperonin-containing T-complex.